Molecule: messenger RNA, 899 nt
Organism: Leptopilina heterotoma
Lineage: Eukaryota; Metazoa; Arthropoda; Insecta; Hymenoptera; Figitidae
Product: putative defense protein 3
Exons: 5
Coding region: 120-608 (162 amino acids)
Molecular function (GO): oxidoreductase activity, acting on metal ions
Source: RefSeq, a predicted model, not a curated record
ACCACUUUUGACUCAAAGCAGUAAAACAGUCAUUGCAGUUUCUUUCAAGUUGUUCUGUUACGAACACGUUCACAGAAUUUUCAGUUGAGGAGAAAAGGCAAAGGGUUAAAUUGAGAGAGAUGGGUAGUGGAAAACAGUUAGCAAUUUUGCUGUCGACUAUUGUCGCCUCGUUAACGUUUGCUGAGGGAUUUCCGGAUGGAGCACCAGUAGACGCUUGUGUGAAGCCACGACCCAAUCAGCCUUAUCACGGUCAAGCUAAACCACAACCUUUGGCAACCAACCCUUAUGCUGUUAUUGCCUCUGCCGAACAAUUUCAGCCCGGUGCACAAAUAACGGUGAAAAUUGUUGGAGAUUCUUUUAAGGGAUUCUUCCUGCAAGCACGUGAUGUAAAUACACACGAAUGGAUUGGUUCUUGGUCAAAAACAGACAACACUGUAGCACACUCUGAAUGCAGUGCUAUAACCCACGCUGAUCCACGUGAUAAGCAUCAAGCUACCCUCAUUUGGAAUGCUCCUUUAAACGCAAGAGGACACGUCUACUUCACUGGCAGUGUCUUGAAAGAUUAUGCAACAUUCUGGGUUGAUAUUACAUCCCGAGUUGGAAAAUAAUUUUCCCCUCAAGUUUUCAACAACAUUUUGAGUUUUCGAAAGUUUUGAGAAGAGGAAUCAUUAAAUUAUAAUUGUUAUCGACUCGAAGAAGAUAGUUGUGCUUACCUCGAAGGACAAUAACCUCGUCUCGUCGCAAUUCUCAAGAAUUUUAUUAAAGGACGUAAGAUUUCGGUCAAGGUUAUAAAUAUCAAGGAAGCAAAUUAUAUGAGAAAAUUGUGUUAUCAAUUUUGUUUUACAAAAUGUGAAUAAUAGUAUUGAAAAUAUGUGUUUAAAUAUAUGUAUAUAAUUUUA